Molecule: messenger RNA, 1645 nt
Organism: Medicago truncatula (barrel medic)
Lineage: Eukaryota; Viridiplantae; Streptophyta; Magnoliopsida; Fabales; Fabaceae
Product: eukaryotic translation initiation factor 3 subunit E
Exons: 7
Coding region: 105-1418 (437 amino acids)
Cellular component (GO): cytoplasm; eukaryotic translation initiation factor 3 complex
Molecular function (GO): translation initiation factor activity; protein binding
Source: RefSeq, a predicted model, not a curated record
AAAAAGCUUGGUUGUUUUAGAUUACUAAACCCUAAAAAACCAAAUAGCAGCUGCACAUCUAUCUCACAGGUGGCCAGCCAGCCGCAUCUGAAACCAGACGAAGAAUGGCGGAAUACGAUCUAACACCGCGAAUGGCACCAAACCUCGACCGUCAUCUCGUCUUCCCACUCUUAGAGUUUCUUCAAGAGCGACAGUUAUACGAUGAUAACCACAUCCUUAAGGCUAAGAUCGAACUCUUAAACAACACAAACAUGGUUGAUUAUGCUAUGGACAUUUUCAAAACUCUUUAUCAAACUGAAGAUGUUCCUCAGGAUAUGGUUGAACGUAGGGCUGACGUUGUUGCUAGACUUAAGUCUCUUGAAGAUGCUGCUGCACCUCUUGUGGCGUUUCUUCAGAAUCCUGCUGCUGUUCAGGAAUUGAGAGCUGAUAAACAUUAUAAUCUUCAGAUGCUUAAUGAUAAAUACCAGAUUGGUCCUGCACAGAUAGAGGCAUUAUACCAAUAUGCCAAAUUUCAGUUUGAAUGUGGGAACUACUCUGGUGCUGCUGACUAUCUUUAUCAGUACAGAGCAUUAUGCACAAACAGUGAAAGGAGUUUGAAUGCAUUAUGGGGAAAGCUGGCCGCUGAAGUAUUGAUGCAAAACUGGGAUAUUGCCCUGGAAGAGCUCAAUCGCUUGAAGGAAAUAAUUGACUCAAAGAAUUUUUCAUCACCUUUAAAUCAGGUGCAAAGCCGAAUAUGGUUGAUGCAUUGGAGUCUGUUCAUCUUUUUCAACCAUGAUAAUGGAAGAACACAGAUAAUUGAUCUGUUUAACCAGGACAAGUAUCUUAAUGCAAUCCAAACUAGUGCUCCACACCUUUUGCGAUACUUGGCCACAGCAUUUAUUGUCAACAAGCGCAGGAGGCCUCAAUUCAAAGAUUUUAUUAAAGUUAUUCAACAAGAGCAGAAUUCAUAUAAGGAUCCCAUCACUGAGUUUUUGGCUUGUGUUUAUGUCAACUAUGACUUUGAUGGCGCACAAAAGAAGAUGAGGGAGUGUGAAGAAGUAAUUCUCAAUGAUCCCUUCCUUGGUAAACGAGUUGAAGAAAGCAACUUCUCAACUGUACCAUUAAGGGACGAGUUCCUUGAAAAUGCUAGGCUGUUUAUUUUUGAGACCUACUGUAGGAUACAUCAACGAAUUGACAUGGGAGUACUUGCUGAGAAGCUAAAUUUGAAUUACGAGGAGGCUGAGAGAUGGAUUGUGAAUCUCAUCCGUGGCUCAAAGCUUGAUGCCAAAAUUGACUCUGAAACUGGAACCGUUAUCAUGGAACCCAAUCAUCCAAAUGUGUAUGAGCAGCUGAUAGACCAUACAAAGGCCCUUAACGGCCGCACUUACAAGUUGGUCACUCAACUUCUGGAACAAGCACAAGCUCAGGCAGCUCGUUAAACUGUCUAGGUAGACUGAGGAGAGUGUUUGUUCUAUCUUCCCGGGAUGCAUCGUUUUGUUUUUUUGUUAUUUAGAUUGCAUUCAAAUUCAUGGGAUGUAACCUUACUUGAAGGUUGUUUUUCUGAUAACUCCUAUUGUUUUAACCGUCAAUGUAGACAUGUAGUAUUUAUAACUACCAUUUUGUUUAAUACAUUUACCAUGAAUAUCAUCAUUUCAAGCUGUAGGAA